AUGGAAACAGCCACUGCUCCGUUACAGUCGCCAAACUCCCAAUUUGGUCGACCAACUACACCUGUUUUUCGCCCAGCGGAUGUCGAACAGGUUAUACAACGAUAUGGGCAACUAGUAGAAAAGUUUCAGUUUGAUCAAGCUCGUGAACUAAUCGAACAAUACACACAAUCGACAUCAAGAUCUGUGAUGGUUAUAAAUGAAAAGGAUGUUUCAUGGGCUGCACUUUUAUCUUCAUUGAUUUUGAUUGCAAACUGUGAUAAAAACUACUACCUACUCUCAUUUCUUCAACCCAGAGCAUUCUUUCGAAAGGAAAAUGCGCUGAAGAAUCAAUAUUAUCAGAUUAGUGAAAAACUUGUGCGAGCUUGCCCUUCAGCGGCCCUUCCUGAUGGUGGCUCCAGUCCUUCUACAUUAGCUGACCAUAUCAUGGCACAGUGCCGGCAAUAUGUACUUGCUCGCGUAGAAAUGAUUAGCAUUUACACUACCAUUGCAAGUUUAGCAAACGACCGAGUUAUCUUGUGGGAUUCAUUGCAUGCUCGUGGGGUUAGGGUAUCGGAAAUGCUGAAAUCCUGCCAUCACCACUCGCUCUUCUCAAUGGCUCACCUUCUUUCUGGCGAAAUUGAUGUUUUGCUAUUGCUUGUCUCUGCACAAAUUCACAUCUCCAAUUGCAAGAUGUUUGAGAGCCUUCUACAGUUGAAAGAAAUAAGGGAACGUUUCGACUACUGGGUACGCGAUUCGCACUGUUUAAAUCCUGUCAACAAAUCUGUAUUUUACUUCUUUAGGUCAACUGAAAAACAGCCACGAAAUCGUUUGAUAAACUGGUUGAUCCAGUUUUAUAAUCUUUUGAUGGCUAAAUUCUCCUUGUAUUUUACAAAUGUUUUGGGGAAUUUUUGUAGUACCAUUCACACUAUUGACAAUGGGUUCAAUUUUAUAUCAAAUGCAACUCAAAUCGUAAAGAAAACCGAUGCUGCAUGUCUGGCGAUAGUUAUGGACCGUGAAAACUGUACCGAAAGCUUUUACGGUUUCGGCUAUAAUCGUCUUAAGGAUCGUUUUACUCCUGGGCCACCGACGGAACCUCGAAAAGGAUUAGCAGCGCUAUGUCCGGCCGUAUUUCGAUUACCAUCUCCCGCUGAAGGGCAUAAAUCUUCUCACAAUGACGUGUUCGAGAAGUAUCAAGAGCACAUAUACGCUUUCAUUCAGUCAAAUCUUCGCUAUCCAGCUAAAAGCAAGUAUAUCUAUGAUGCUGAAAGAGAUCACUGCAUGUUCGGUGAUAUAGUCGAAGCAAAGCUGUAUAUUGUGGUGGUUUAUGCCGGUCGCGUCUGCGAAAAGGAUGCAACCAUGUCAACGUUCAUUCAGCAAAUGACUACCUCCUUAAGAGGGUCUCGAUUGUUUCUCUCGCUGAAAAAUGCGGCCAAAUGA
Messenger RNA from Haemonchus placei, 1416 nucleotides. Lineage: Eukaryota; Metazoa; Nematoda; Chromadorea; Rhabditida; Trichostrongylidae. The record is from the annotation of a GenBank genome assembly.